CACUGCUGCGGUGCGAAGGGUGCGGUGCGACCAAAAUGGAGCUCCCAUCGUUUUCCAAGUUCGGGCUUUGGAUAGUGUCGACGGUGUUCGGCACACCGAUACCAGACCCGCCAGAGGUUCAGAUCAGCAGCUAUGAGGUACCCUCGGGCCCCAUGAAAGUUUGGACCGUGCAUACCGUCGAGGGAUGCCGACGCGGGAUUAAAGAAUUACUCAGGCGGCUGCGACGAACCGAGACUUCCCACGUCGGACUGGACGUCGAGUGGAAGAAAGGUGGCCGGUGGAAGGCCGCCCUGCUUCAGCUGGCCACAGUGGACGGCUUCUGCCUGCUGAUCCAGCUGCACCGCAUGACAGGCUGUGUGCCAAAGGAGCUCACGGAUUUUCUGGAAAAUCUAGGAAUUCGGAAGGUCGGCGUUGAAGUACUUCGGGACUGCAAGCGCUUGGCAGCGUGUCCUUCCAUUCCACCUAAUGUUGCCUUUAAGCCUAAGGGAUGUCUAGACCUAAAAUAUCUCGUCAAAGACAUGAAAGACCAGCAGCGGGAAUGGAAGAAGAGUACUCCUUCUCUAGAAGACCUGGCCGCGCAUGCCGAAGUUCCCUUUCAAAAGGACAAAUCCCAAACGUGCAGCGACUGGGAGUUGGACUGUCUGCAUCCUGUUCAACAGAUGUAUGCGGCCCAGGACGCCGUUAUUGGUGCCAAGAUAUUCUCGAAACUUUAUGGAAAUGUCAACAUCGAUAAUGCCAUCGACCAAAAAUAUUCCAAUAAAAAUCGAUCGCGGAUGGAAAGUUCGCCCGCAUGUGAUGAUGAUAAAGAAUGCGACGGAUGCGGCAUCUUGAUGACAGUCAAGCAACUGAGGGCUGUAAAAGCUGUUCCAGUUGAAUACGAAAAGUUGCUGCCAGCUCCGCUGAAAAACUGGGAUACGUCCAUGCACUUCUGCGGGAAGUGUCAGCUGAAAUGGUUUGAACGACAGCGUGAGACACAGCGGUCAUUUGAACUUCUCCUACCGCCGGGGAACAGAGACAAGCAUUCUAAGGCCAUUGUGGCGUACCAUGAAGAUAAGGGUUUGGUGAAGAUCGUUCAGAAGUUUGUCGAUCACCUUUACAAUACCGCUCAAGAACUGCGAGGCAACCAUAUCAGGCCGCUUCCCAAUACCUGGCCGGAAGAUGUUUACCAGAAACACCUACCCAACAUCUAUGAAUACGUGUCCUCAUUGAGUGAGGACGAGCGCGAGGAUGUUCGGCGGAGGAUUUUUGGAACAUUCCAGCUUGUCGACCUGCCUGAGAUGGGCAGCAGUGUUCGCCACGGGCCGGGCCAGCCCAAUGGGCCAUGGGCUGGGCUGGGCUACGGGCUGGGCUGGGCCCACAAAUAUGAAGGAUCGAUGGGCUGUGGAUGGGCUGGGCCAAUAGCUGUAAAGUGGACUCAGAGGUUCGCGACUGCGGACGUUCGAAAGCCUGAUGACGUCAUCAGAUUCCCGUAAUGGUUAAGAGAUAGGGACCACGCUGGUCCCACCCUGCAAGUAAAGGAAAGAAAUUUCUUGAACACCAUAAAG
Messenger RNA from Amphibalanus amphitrite, 1544 nucleotides. RefSeq lists its product as uncharacterized. NCBI's taxonomy places the organism in Eukaryota, Metazoa, Arthropoda, Thecostraca, Balanomorpha, Balanidae. Gene Ontology annotation, biological process: nucleobase-containing compound metabolic process. The record is from RefSeq and is a predicted model, not a curated record. Gene Ontology annotation, molecular function: nucleic acid binding; 3'-5' exonuclease activity. The coding region runs from base 36 to 1472 and encodes 478 amino acids. Gene Ontology annotation, cellular component: cytoplasm; nucleus. The transcript has 8 exons.